AUGAUUAAACAACAACAACCACAGCAACUUAAGGCACAGACCAUUACAUACGCCUUAUAUGCAUAUAAUUCAAAGACGGCAGAACAAACGCAAAGGUUGAAAUAUGGAGAUUUGGAAAUAGUAUUGAAAAAUGACCAUUUCGAAUUCGUUUGCAAAGGUGGUGCAGUGAUAUCAAAUAUAAAAGAAAUUUUAUUUAUGAAUUCAAAAAUUAAAGGUAUAACGGAUGAUAUAACAUCAAUUCCACCAGAAGAACAAAGAUAUUACGCAUUAAAUGCAUUUCCUAAAGUUUUGAAGAUUGGAAGAUUUAAUUUAAAUGAGGAAUUCAUAAAAGGUUUCCUAAAUGACAUAAUGAAGAAAGCAGAUAAGGAAUAUGUCAACAGUGAAUUAAUGAAGAAAGCAGAUAAGGAAUAUGUGACUAGUGCAUUAAUGAAGAAAGCAGAUAAGGAAUAUGUCAACAGUGAAUUAAUGAAGAAAGCAGAUAAGGAAUAUGUGACUAGUGCAUUAAUGAAGAAAGCAGAUAAAGAAUAUGUCAACAGUGAAUUAAUGAAGAAAGCAGAUAAGGAAUAUGUGACUAGUGCAUUAAUGAAGAAAGCAGAUAAAGAAUAUGUCAACAGUGAAUUAAUGAAGAAAGCAGAUAAGGAAUAUGUGACUAGUGCAUUAAUGAAGAAAGCAGAUAAGGAAUAUGUCAACAGUGAAUUAAUGAAGAAAGCAGAUAAGGAAUAUGUGACUAGUGCAUUAAUGAAGAAAGCAGAUAAGGAAUAUGUCAACAGUGAAUUAAUGAAGAAAGCAGAUAAGGAAUAUGUGACUAGUGCAUUAAUGAAGAAAGCAGAUAAAGAAUAUGUGAAUGAAAAAGAUAAUGAAAUUAAAGAAAUGGUUGGAUGGUAUCAUGAAUGGACAUCAAAGAUUUUAAAAACUAAAGCUGAUACGGGAUGGGUUUCAGAAUGUUUAGACCUUAAAGCGGAUAAAACAUAUGUCAACGAUGAGUUAGAGAAGAAAGCAGAUAAAGAAUAUGUGAAUGAAAUAUACCAAAGUUUGAUAGGAACAACUAAAAAUAUUGAAACUAUUGCUGGUGACUUUUCCGUCUAUGAAGAAAAUAAAUAUUUUAGAGGGCAAUUGGUACAUUCCUUAAAAAAUGGUAUGCGGUGUAAACUCAUUCCGAAAAAUAACAAUGAAAUGUAUGUAAGUUAUAAAAAGAAUGAUGACACACAAGUUAAAGUUCCAUUAGACAACAACUGUUACUUAAACUUAUAUGGAGACGAACAAAAGAAAUAUUUAAGAGUUUAUGAAAUGACGGAUAUGACAUUGUCUAACGUAGCUCCAGCACCGUAUUAUUUCGACUAUGGAGAUGAUGUCAGAACGCCGCAUGUAGAUGAACAAAAGCAAACAUUAUAUUUAGAUUAUUAUAGAUAUAAAAGAUAUAAUGCAAUAGAAAAAACGAGAAUA
Messenger RNA from Trichomonas vaginalis G3, 1443 nucleotides. Its product is annotated as phage tail repeat-like family. The annotation marks the transcript as partial. The record is from RefSeq and is a predicted model, not a curated record. NCBI's taxonomy places the organism in Eukaryota, Parabasalia, Trichomonadida, Trichomonadidae. The transcript has a single exon.